Messenger RNA from Loa loa (African eye worm), 1104 nucleotides. RefSeq lists its product as hypothetical. Gene Ontology annotation, cellular component: lysosome. Gene Ontology annotation, molecular function: aspartic-type endopeptidase activity. The record is from RefSeq and is a predicted model, not a curated record. The transcript has 7 exons. The coding region runs from base 1 to 1104 and encodes 367 amino acids. NCBI's taxonomy places the organism in Eukaryota, Metazoa, Nematoda, Chromadorea, Rhabditida, Onchocercidae. Gene Ontology annotation, biological process: proteolysis; cell death.
AUGAGGCUGACGAUCAUCCUUUGUAUUCUUCUAACAACACCGAUAUUUGCUAUGUACCGGAUUGAAUUGCAUCCUGUAUACAGCAAAUCAAAUCAUCAUGCCGGAUAUGCUGCAAAGGUGAUCAUUGGUGAUCCGGAAAAGGAGUUCCGUGUCAUUUUGGAUACUGUUACACCGCUUAUUUGGGUUGCUGGAGCUAGCUGCUCAAUAUGGCCAUCAAAUUGCCACAACAAACAACUUUAUCCAAGUUCUUGUUCAAGAUUCAAAGGCACUCUAUCACACAACUACAACCCUAAAAGAUCAGCUUGUCUAAAUGCUUACGAAGAUAAUAUUUUGAUUAAUUCAUUGGAUGGUGGACGCGUAAAUUUCUCAAAUUCGCUAUUCGGUACGCCGUCAUAUUUAAACUGGCCUGAAUGGGAAAAUUAUCAAGAAAUAGACGGAGUAUUUGGCUUGUCAGCGUUGCAUGUUAAUUCGUUAAUAAAGGGUCUUACGUACGCUCCCCUAUUCCUGAAGAUGGAUAUCAAUCCGCUAAAGAAGGCUAUCCGAGAGAAUGAAUUGGCUCCGGUUAUUAGUAUCAUAUUGCCAGCAUUGGAUUCUAAUAAGACAGCGAUGUUAACACUUGGUGGACGUGAUGAUAAGUUGUGCGAUUUGGACAAUGAAAGAAAUGAAUCGUUGACUGCUUCCCGAAAUCGUUACAAUUUCAAAUUUCUAUCCAUUAAAAUGAACAAUACAAAGUUUUCCGAUAAAACAGUGACAAUGUUUGCUUAUCCGAAUGUUAUCAAUCCAUACAUCAGUGUUCCCAAUGAAUUCAUGGGAAAAAUUGUUAAAGACCUCAAGGCACAGAUGGAUCCAACAACAAAUAAAUACUUGGUAAACUGUCAAGGAUCGUUCGAACCAUUUGAGAUGUUUACACCUGAGAACAAAUACAUCGUUUCGCCAAAACAUUUUAUUAUCAAACAUAAUCCGAAUGAUACGCGAUGUGAACUUGCAUUUAAAAAUUUUGAAGGUGCAGGAAAAAAAGUGGUCCUCGGUAUACCAUUCCUUCAUCAAUAUUGUGUUACGUUAGAACCACGUAGUAAUCGUAUUAACUUCGCACCGAUAAUUUAA